Messenger RNA from Xenia sp. Carnegie-2017, 1308 nucleotides. RefSeq lists its product as uncharacterized. Lineage: Eukaryota; Metazoa; Cnidaria; Anthozoa; Malacalcyonacea; Xeniidae. The transcript is spliced from 7 exons. The record is from RefSeq and is a predicted model, not a curated record. The coding region runs from base 1 to 1161 and encodes 386 amino acids.
AUGGCGAUCGAACAAGAGGCAAAAAUACACACAUUUAAGGGCAUUAUUUCUCGAGUUACAUUUGAAUUUGUCCUAGGGAUUCGUGAUAGAGUAAGCAAUGACAACCAGCUUUAUGAAGCGGCUGUCAAGAUUGCCUGCGAAGUAAACGUAGUUUUGGGGAACCUAGAAUGGUGGCAACGACAGUCUUGUGAUGGGCUGCGGGACCCACCAAGCAACUGGUUUAUAUUAGGAAACGGUCAAGGCCGAAAUCAACGCAGUGGUAUAAUUGGGGACGUAACUCAACAUAUUCAUGAAAGUCUUGAGGCUGCAGAUAAUAUUGAGUUCAAAGUACACUCUAAAAAAUGCACAACAAGACAAGCAGGCAGUCUAAUAAAUGAAACAAAAUGCAAAAAGACUUGUCAAUGUCUUAAUGAGAACUUUGGACGAUGGAAAAACAAUACGUGGCAACCAUUUUACUCAGAUGAAUGGAAUAUCAAUUUGGAAGUUUCUAAAACACGACCAAAAAAAGUCAACAAAGGAUACCUGUUUAUAUAUGGAGAUUCUGUUUCUUUCCGCUUUUGGGGUUCUAUUAAACGAAAAGAUGUUUGUAGGUCUUCAUUCAAAGCUUGCAGAGUUUUUCGCCAAUGGAUAUAUCCUAUUGGAAACACUGAGUUUUUAAAAAUGGACGACUACGACUUUUGUCCCAACAUUGUCAUAUAUUACAUAAAAAAGGUUCUAGGAAGUGAACUAAUAAAAAGAAAGGAAAACGUGUUUAUGUUAAACUUUGGACUUCAUUACGUACGAAGUGUUAAUUUUACGACAUUUAAAAAGCUUGUUGAUGAUGUAAUAGUUGUGUUGCAGAACCGUACAAAGGAGCUCAAAACCAAUGCAACAUUUGUUUGGAAAACUACAACAGCAAUCCGUCAAGGACGUGGACACAACACUGCCUGGAGGUUUUACACACAACAGAGAUUAACGCUUUUCGACGCGUACGCCAUGUCAGAAAUGUGUAAAGCUGGUUUCUACGUAGCUGACGUGUUUCCACUGAGUGCAUCAUAUUUACCUGGACCAUUUGAUUCUACUCAUUAUCGUGACAAUGUGUUUGAGUCGUUGGGAAGAGAUUUAGAGCUUUUUUCGAUUGCUGGUUUGGAUUAUCAACCAACAAGGGUGUGCAUUGAAUAAGACUUUCUCACAAGUACAGACAAUCAAACGUAUUUUUCUUACAUUUAUACAUGUUCUAUCUUACAACUAAUACUAGUGCUUAUUAAAAUGUAUCAAUUGAUACCGUGCAAGUGCACAUAUCUUUUUGAUUAAUACAAAAUAACUAGU